UAUCCUAGAGAGAGAGAAUCAGAGAAAAGAGAAGAGAAGACUACAUUCACAUAUAAAUAUAUAUAAUAUUUUGGCAACAAGCCAAAUCCUUUAUGAUCGUAUCAGACUAUCAAGCAAGUUUGGUCUUUGCUUUUGGGCUGGGUUUGACAAAAAGUGGAAGAACAGAGAGCAUAUGAAUCUGCGCCUACAUUGAUUGAGGGUUCAGCAAAAGCCAAAAGGGAUAUGGCGUCGGACGUGCCUUGUUGUGGGUCGCUAUUCUGGUUGUAUGCGCUGGUAAGUAUAGGGUUGGUAUGCUUUGCGGGACUCAUGGCUGGCCUCACUCUUGGUCUCAUGUCUCUUGGCCUUGUCGACCUUGAGGUGCUCAUGAAGUCCGGCCGUCCCCAGGAUCGAAAGCACGCCGCUAAAAUUUAUCCUGUGGUGAAGAACCAGCAUCUUCUGCUUUGCACACUUUUAAUGGGCAACGCCUUAGCGAUGGAGGUAUACCUACGCGACGCUGUUCUUGAAUUUGUGGAUGUAAUCUGGCGAUUGAGCCAGAAGGUAUAUGUCUGCACUCACACUCAGCAUAUCCAACUAGUAAUCAAUCACACGCAUGUUCUGUUCCAGAUAUUGCCCCAAGCAGUUUGCACUCGCUAUGGAUUGACUAUUGGAGCGAAAUUGGCACCAUUUGUUCGAGUUCUACUCAUGUUAUUUUUCCCAAUCUCUUAUCCAAUCAGUAAGGUGCUUGAUUGGAUGUUGGGCAAGGGCCACGCUGUCCUUUUAAGAAGAGCAGAGCUCAAGACCUUUGUGAAUUUUCAUGGCAAUGAGGCUGGGAAAGGUGGGGAUUUAACGCAUGAUGAGACUACCAUUAUCACUGGGGCACUUGAAUUGACUGAAAAGACUGCAAAAGAUGCCAUGACUCCAAUAUCGAAUGCCUUUUCCCUUGAUUUGGAUGCAAAUCUCAAUUUGGAGACAUUGAAUUCGAUAAUGACCAUGGGUCACAGUAGAGUUCCGGUUUAUGCAGGCAAUCCCAAAAAUAUAAUUGGACUUAUUUUGGUUAAAAAUCUAUUGGCAGUUGAUCCAGACGAUGCAGUUCCAUUGAGAAAAAUGAUCCUAAGAAAAAUUCCUAGGGUUUCAGAAAACAUGCCUCUAUAUGAUAUUCUAAAUGAAUUUCAGAAGGGUCACAGUCACAUUGCUGUUGUCUAUAAGGAUCUAAACGAGAAAAAAGAAACACCCCAAAUUGACCAGUUUGGGCCAUUGUCUAAGAAAGAUGAUAAGGUGGUGAGUCAUCCUGGUGCAAAAGAAAACUUUGGUUUUCAUGAUGCUCAAACAAAUAUGAAUAAAAGCAUUGGAGUUCAACAGAUGAAGAAAAGUCCACCAUCUACGCCAGCCUUUAAGAAGCGACAUCGAGGUUGUUCCUAUUGCAUUCUAGACAUUGAGAAUACUCCCAUUCCAGAUUUUUCACUCAAUGAAGAAGUUGUUGGAGUAAUUAGCAUGGAGGAUGUUAUUGAAGAACUUCUUCAGGAGGAGAUAUUGGAUGAAACAGACGAGUAUGUCAACAUCCAUAAUAGGAUUAAGGUCAACAUGCACGCGUCUCAGGAAAAUGCUUAUAAAUUGGCUUCACCACAGCCUUCCCAGAAUGGUUCAUCCAUCGCUACUGCACAUUCUCCUGACUCUAAUAGAGUUGGUGGUCCAGAUCAAACAUCAUCAUUAUCAGUCUCCAAUACUGCAUCUGCAAAAGUGUCAUGCUGAAGGCGACAUAUUAAUAAAUUGAUCUAUGUUGAACCUCCAUGGUCGACUUUAUCUCAGCCAGCAACCAAUGUGCGUAGAGGGUGAAGACGACUUGAUGGGUUUUCGGCUUGGUGGAGGAGGUUGUGCAAGCGGGGGAAAGAGACUGUCCUAAAUAAUUGGGUAUUUUUGUCAGUUGCGGUGCUCAUUUUUUACACUUUGUAAUACUUAAGUUUCAAAAGUUGAUUUUGUAUCAGUUAGGUCCCCAAUCUUUUCAAAUCGUAUCAUUUAAGUUCCUAAAUACUAUUUUUGUUUCUUUUUUCUUUGAAAAUACAUGAAAAAAUACAAAAUAAA
Molecule: messenger RNA, 2058 nt
Organism: Humulus lupulus (European hop)
Lineage: Eukaryota; Viridiplantae; Streptophyta; Magnoliopsida; Rosales; Cannabaceae
Product: DUF21 domain-containing protein At1g47330
Exons: 12
Coding region: 223-1728 (501 amino acids)
Biological process (GO): magnesium ion homeostasis
Cellular component (GO): intracellular membrane-bounded organelle
Source: RefSeq, a predicted model, not a curated record